Messenger RNA from Adelges cooleyi (spruce gall adelgid), 1845 nucleotides. RefSeq names its product ubiquitin-associated protein 1. Gene Ontology annotation, cellular component: ESCRT I complex. Gene Ontology annotation, biological process: ubiquitin-dependent protein catabolic process via the multivesicular body sorting pathway. The transcript has 6 exons. The coding region runs from base 275 to 1498 and encodes 407 amino acids. NCBI's taxonomy places the organism in Eukaryota, Metazoa, Arthropoda, Insecta, Hemiptera, Adelgidae. The record is from RefSeq and is a predicted model, not a curated record. Gene Ontology annotation, molecular function: ubiquitin binding.
GGUGUAAACCUUAAGGUGUUAGCAAUAACUAAUAUCAAAAAAUACAAAUAUAGUAAAAAUUAAAAUGUUUAACAGAAUAAGUGCAAAUAUAUUGUUUUAAAUUGCUUAGAUUUUUUUUUUCAUAACAACUAUUUUUUGGUUUAAGAUUAUUAUUAUACAAAGAAACAAAAAUUAGUUAAUUCGCAGAACGAUGUUAUGAUUUCAAAGUCUUUGGGUGGACUGCCGACCAGUUUUACUGUUAAUUUGAUGAAGUACCAAAAACUGUUUAUAUUUUAUGUGCAUUGAGCCUAACAUGUCCUAUGGUGGAAGUGAAGGACAAGAAAGCGACAAAAAUGGUUUUUCUUAUAUGGAUGGCAUUCCGGUCAAGAUUAUUAAAAAAUACAAACCGCCAAAAAAGAUAGCACUACCUAGCGUGCUUCAACACAAACCAGUAUCUAAUGCUGUGAAAUGCAACUACGAUUUUGUAUUAGAAAAAACCAUAUUAGAAAAAAUGUCAAUAUGGAGUAAAUUGCGAGAAGAUGCUCAAACAAAGCGCCAUGCCAAAGCUGAAGAGUUUAAAAAAUUAGAUUCCUUUGAUAUGGAUAGAUUAUCACUAUUAGAUCCAGAACAAACUAAAAACACAGAAGUCUUGCAACCAAUUCCUGCUCAACUAAACUCAAAAAUGUCUUCACAUGACACAAUACUUUUAAAAAAUUUUAACAUAUCAGAUUUUGAAUCUGAUACAUCCAGUCCAUUUGAUAAUAUGGAAUUGAAAACUAUUAACGACUUAGAAGAAUUAGCUACUGUCUUAAAACCUAUUCCAACUACUUUUGUCAAUAAGACCAAUAGUUCUCAAUUACCAGAUGAAAACGCUUCGCAGUACUACUCAACACCCAUUUAUAAUAAUUGUUUAGAAAAUUAUCGGAGCUAUCAAUAUACACAUAGCACAUCUAGUUCACAAACAAAACAAUCAUUAACUCGAAUUCCUAAUUCAAAUAUAUGUGAUAAGGAAACAACAUUUGUACCUCCUGUUACUAUGCCAAACGUAUUGUUAGAACUCAAGGCUGAUUUGGACUCUAUAAAAUAUAAUAAGGAAUCAACAAAUGAUUUGCCAAAGUCACUAAAUUCCCCAUUGAAUGGUUCAGAAAAGUCAUCUACGUUUCCUAAUCCAUAUAGGUCUCUUUCACCAUCAAGUAAAUCUAUGGUAGAUCAAAUUAAUCAAAUGGGCUUUCCAUCAUCACGUGCAGCGAGAGCAUGCAAAUUAUUUGGAAAGGAUGAAUCCAAGGUUAUAGAGUUUCUUAUUCAGAUACAUUCCAUUGAAGAGUCUAGUGGUUAUCCAGCUGACAGAGUAGAACAAGCACUAGUUGUUAAUAAUUUCAAUAAAGAUGACGCUGUGGCGUUUCUAAAAAAUGUCGAUAGACUCAUUGACUUUGGGUUUCGUGAAGAAAAUAUAUGCAGUGCACUUGUCAAAUGCAAUAAUGAUCCUGACAAAGCACUUGACAGCCUUGUAUCUUAUUAGAGAUCGAUUAACUAUUAUCAAUGUCUACAAUCAAUUUAUUGUUUGAAAUGUAUUAUUUAUAACCAAAGCAGGUGCAAACAAUUCUUUGGGAUAUAUAUAUAUAUAUAUUACACACUCAAGUUAAGUACAUUUUAAAAAGGAAAACAUGUACGAUUGUGUAAUAAUUAUUAUUAUAUCAUUUUUCUUGGGAGAUAUUAUGUUAUGGUACAUUAUGUCAUCUAUCCUUAAUGUAAUUUGCAUGUCCAUUUUUUAUUAAAUGAAUAAUUUUAUAUAUACGUUUAUAGUUUAUACCACUAUAAGUAAUAUGAUACAGAAACACUAUCAUUUAAUUUUAUGUGUACCCAAAA